AAGAGAUUAUAUGAUUUUACGAUUUUUCGAGCUUCGACUGCUGAUUUGCAUUUUAUCUUUCCUUUUCAUUUAGUAUGUACAGUGCGAUUUUAUAAAACCAAAUCAUGGAUUGAAGAGAAAUCUUUCAUUGUGCGUCCCAAAAAGCUGACAUGUGUUUUUCCAAGAUAUUUCUAAUCGUUAAAGUUUGCUCUGCUUAAUUUCCUGGCCUAUCAAAGAUGAUCAAAAUUUACAAACAAAUUUGACUAAAUUAGUCUGCGUUGAAUCAUAGCUUUAGGCAAAUUUUCUCGAAGAUAGAGUUUAUAGUACUAGUUAAAGUCUUAGGACCCAUCCAAGCGAAAAAGAAUAAUAAAAACAGUGCUGGAUUGCGCUAGAAUUAUACAAGACAAAGGCAGAUAUUGUUUCUUUUCAUAAAAAAAGCAUUAUUUUCGUAACCGCAUACAUAUAUACUCUGGGGAGUCGUUUUCGGCAUUUUUACAUAAAAGGAAACAAAUAAUAGAACAGCGGCAGGUAAAUGUAUCACGCCAACUGAGUGUAAACUCUUUCUUUUUUUUUAUUCCUAGUCUUUGUGUUUCAAAUUAAUAGUGCGGCUCUUUUCAAAAGUCCAUGGGAAACACACCGAUGUCUGUGAAAUGCGAAAAACAUAUUAAGUAAAAUUCCGACUAUUGGAUUUUAUCAUGGCCUUUUGAAAAUGAGAUAAAAAUCGUAGUGAAUCAUUACUAUCACCUGAGACAACAAGGAACUUAGCUUAUUUAUACUCUUUUUGGAAAGCGUACAAUUCCAAAAAAAGUUUUCGAUAACGGGGUGAAGCAUGACGUACUAAGGGUAAAAAUAACUAGUUUUAAACAAACCAUAGCCAUGGCAACAGGGUCUACCCCAUCCAGCCUUAUUGAUUACUCCAGGUCUAACAUAUCAAAUCAAAGCUGUUCGACAAACUCAAGCCUGUCAAAGAAAGAAUAGUCAAUAUCCUAGAUCUUAAUUAUGGUGUGAUUAUGAUUUUCCGAUGACAAAUCGGCGUAAACGGAUUAAAAUUAGUCCGCGAAGUGAUGAAGUUUAGUUCAGCAGUUUAUUGACUUCUAAUCUAGCAGGUGGCGCAUGUCUCAGUUUUAGAACCAUAAAAUCAAAAGUCUUUUUUCUUCUGAUAAGUUUACAAAAGAAUUCAAUUUGUUUUUCUGCUUACUCAUUAUGAAAUAUUGAUUAGCUUAGAUUCUGAAGAACAUAGUUUUGACAUUUGAAGGAUAGGACGUCUGACAUGCAUAGCAACAUCAUCAAUAGAAGUAGAGAGGAUUCGUAACAACAGAAGAACCAUCGAUUACUCUGCAUUUCUACUAGAUAACACGAUUGAACAUCGAAGGGUCGAGCGAAAUGAAGACUGUUCUUUUUGUACUACAAAUCUUCUGUCUUCUGGCUCUAGCCUCAACCAGCCAGCAGUCCUUUUGUCCAGCUUCGAUUCAUUCUGAAGGCGCGCGCAUCACUCAAGUUAACCUUGUUCUUCGGAGCAAGCAUGUGAAAAAGCGUCUUCAGGGUCAAAGUCAGAUGUCAUGUAGUCAGCGGUGUCUUCAGCAAGACUGGUGUAUAUCGGUGAACUACGAAGUGUCUCGUCCGGAAGGAGGGGCCUGCGAGUUGAACACAUACGGAGUUGAGAUGAUGGCCGACGCAAAUCCUGAUAAUCCAGAGUUCGAAACGAAAACGGAAUGGAUAUAUUCACAGUUGAGGUCUGCUCAGUUUACUGCAAGCCUACAAGAAUGCAGAGACAACUUCUGUUCAAACGGAGGAACUUGUGAAAUUGACUGCGAAACCAUCAGUGAAAGAUGCAAAUGUGUAGCUGGUUAUACAGGCAUGAAGUGCGAGACAGACAUCGAUGAAUGUUCUGGUAAUCCUUGUGCAAACGGGGGGACUUGUACUGAUGGAAUCAAUAGCUUCACGUGCGUAUGUCCUGCUGGUUACACAGGAAGCACAUGCGAAACUGAUAUUGACGAGUGCGCAACCACUCCCUGUCAGAACGGAGCCAUAUGCAAUGACGGCGUUAACAAUUACACAUGCUCAUGCAAUCCAGGGUACACCGGCGCAAACUGCGAGACGGAAGCGACCUGCGACAUUGUGUUCCCUGUUGGUUACAAGUCCGGUUUUCCUGUCGUGACCUUUUCAUCACCCGAGGUCGAGCUCGACCAGUUCGCCGUGUGCGCGUGGUAUUCCCUGUACCAAAAGUGGACAGAGAACGUCAUCUUGUCCUACGUCACGAGUGAUAACAGAAGUCAGCUGGAGGUCACAAUAAAGCGAGAUGGAAAGAUUGGGCUGUCAGUCAAUUGGAAGUCGGUCAUCGCCCCACUUCUUGACAAGUUUCUUUAUUUCGAGGGAUGGCACUUCUUCUGCAUCGGGUACAAGAAUGAUAAUAAAAUAAGAGUCACGAGAGACAGUGAAGCUUUUGGUGACGAAGACUUCGAUUUGUUGAAUAAUGGAAAGCUCACAGGAGGCGGGAAACUUGUGCUCGGUGCGGCCCAGAGAUGUUUUGGGGGGUGUUUCCAAGAAUCAUCAAUGUUUAAAGGAGAUCUCACGAAUGUAAACAUUUUCAAUAAAAAAGGUACAACUACAUAUUACCAUUGCAUGACAGAUGCAAUGACAGAUAGUGACACCCGAAUAUUGAAAUGGAGUACGAUACAGAGGGGACAUCCUGCGAACGGUACGAUCUCUGCUACGUGUCCCACAAGCUGCAAUUCGACCACUGUACAAGACCCAAGUUGCGAAUUCCACUUCCCCAAUCGCAGCACAGAGAACUUUGUUGCUGUGCCCUUGCCAGUCGAUCUCUCUGAGUGUACAAUCUGCGCUUGGUACUCUCUGUCGAGUGAGUGGAAGGACAACGUAAUACUCUCCUACGUCACCAGUGACAACAGCAGCCAACUCCAAGUGGUGAUUAAAGCCGACGGAAAACUCGAGCUUAUGGUUAACUGGAAAACAUUCAUACAAGACACACUGGACCUCUCUGGAUGGCAUAAAUUUUGUGUUCAAUGGAAGAUAAGUGACCAGAAAAUACAGCUCCAUCGAGAUUCUGCAACCCUUGAUAACAAUAGGUUUGCUGAGCUAGAAAAUCAGAAGGUUAGCAGUGGCGGUGAACUCGUCAUUGGAGCAGCACAGAGAUGUUACGGUGGUUGUUUCCAAGAAUCACUAACAUUUCGCGAAAAUCUGACACAAGUAAAUAUAUGGAAAGAAAAGAUAUCAGGAAAUGAAGUAGGUAAACUAAACUGUGGAGGAUACAGAGGCUCAAAGCCGACAGCUUUGCACUGGAAGACAAUUCAGGCUCAGCCCUUGAAUGGAGCAGUUCGAGUCACGUGUGAUGGGGGAUGUAGUUCCUGAUCAGCAGAAGGUAUAAACCAUUAAUAGUUUGCAGCUUGCUUAACCCAAAAUGCAAAGAAAGCUUAUCCAGGGUGAGAUUUCCCGUCCAAUCACCCUCUCUAUCACUACAUCCAAAAUAUUUCAAAGAGUCUAUUGGGCAUUGCGUUGCUAUGUAUUCGAGUUAGAAUUUGAUGGACUUCGCGUUUUUUUUUACCACAAAAGAUCAUACGACUUUUCUGUCUUCAAGCGUAGUCUUUUAUUCUUAAAAAAGCCAUGUGAUCUUGUGUAGUCCAAAUAUAUAUAACCUACAAAAACAGUUAUAAAGAGCACAAAAUCUGUUUAGGAACAUAUUAAACAUUAUUUUUUUCGGGGUCCGGUAUCCAUCAAAUCGCGCGCUCUGAUUGGCUCUCCUGAAGUCCGGUAUCCUACGAGCGCUGAGCGUAACGAGCGCUCGUCUGGCGUUACGCUCAGCGCUCGUUUCCGCUCAGUAGGCCCUGGGUCCCCGAGGAUGUAUCCACAUUCAAGAGAAGUUCUUUAGUGAAUAUAUCUUAUCGUCUGUGGAGGAUUUAAAGCGAAAGAAGACAUUUCUACGAUCAAUUCGAGUUGAGAACGAAGUAUCAAUUUGAACUAAACUAUUUUACAAAUUUGUUGGUCAAAACUCAGAAAAUGCCUUCUUUGGAGGUUUUGUAACUUUGGAGGAUUAAAAACGUUAUGUGGAAAUACAAAAUGGAGUUUAUUGCAUGAUCACGAGCGAACAAAAUCUUCACGAACCUCGCCUCGUGCAACCAUAAGCCCGUAAAGUAAACAAA
Messenger RNA from Nematostella vectensis (starlet sea anemone), 4136 nucleotides. RefSeq lists its product as uncharacterized. The transcript has 9 exons. Gene Ontology annotation, molecular function: calcium ion binding. The record is from RefSeq and is a predicted model, not a curated record. Bases 1363 to 3348 code for a protein of 661 amino acids. NCBI's taxonomy places the organism in Eukaryota, Metazoa, Cnidaria, Anthozoa, Actiniaria, Edwardsiidae.